ACUUCCGGCGUGGCGGGAGCAUGGCGGGCCCCGGCGGGAGCAUGGCGGGGCCGGCGGUGUCCCGGGAGCUGCUGCGUGUGGGGCACCGUGCAGGGCUGGAAGACAUUUUGUUGGUUAAUUCAAAAUGCAGCAGCAAGAAGGCCACGACUUUCCAGACGGUUCGGAUGCCCAGGAGCAGUGUUUUGGACCGAGUACAGAGCUUUUUACCACAGAUGGCCCAGGCAAAUGAUGAGCUCAAAAGAAAAAUGGUAACAGCACCAGCUCAUCAGUUUGACAUUGAACAUCUAAACAGUGAAACAGAAAAAGUUAUAGAAAUGAAUGUGGCUGUAGUUGAACUGAGUGUUUCUGAUACAGAUGAAGAGUUACUGACUUCAGAAGACGACUCAGAAUCUGAUGAUGACUCUGCAACUGAUGAAGUGACAAUAGACAACAUUAAGUUUCCUAAACAAAAGGGAGAAAAGGGCAAAAUAGAAAUUUUGGACAGCAAAGCAAAUGAGUAAAUCUGUUUUAUUUUACUUUAAAAAACCCCAAACCAAUCAUGUUUUCUCGCUUUGAAGAGCUGGCCCUUAAACCACCUUGUUUCCCAGUGUAGCAUCUCUCAGGGUCCUGUGAAAUGCUAUGGUUUACUUGGUGGAGAAUUCAGGAUUCACUCAUGACUGCAGGAGGCUGGAUUUUCAAAGAAUUAAGUGAGGUUUGCUUCUUCAACUAACAGGGAAAUGGACUUCAUAGUAGAUUCUACUAAGAAAAGCUAGAGUAAGGGGCACCUGAAAGUUAAAAUUCUUGCUCUGUUCCUUUGUUGAUGAAAGACUUUUUUUUUACAGGAAGAUAGAAGUUUUUGCUUCAAGGGCAAGAAAGAAUUAAGUMGGAAAAAAAUGUGGUUUUCUAUUCCAUGUCAUUUGAAGUGUUAUGUACACUGUCUCCAAUAUUAAACAUGAAGUACCUCAGAGGUAUUGUCUUCAUUGCAUUCCUGACAGUGAGUGCUGAGCACCAGAGCAGUGGCUGARUUCAUUUCUGGCUGAGUAAAGAGAGCCAUGACUGAUGAGGGAGUUCAGCAAAGGAUCAUUUCCCCUGUGUGCCUGCACUGAGCUCCACAGCAGCUUGGGAAGGUUACAGGUUCACAUGGGAAACCUUUGUGGCUGUAGUGCAAACACCCUCCAUGCUCAAAUGA
Messenger RNA from Malurus melanocephalus (red-backed fairy wren), 1168 nucleotides. It is a transcript of the gene NOPCHAP1, whose product is annotated as NOP protein chaperone 1. NCBI's taxonomy places the organism in Eukaryota, Metazoa, Chordata, Aves, Passeriformes, Maluridae. Bases 21 to 500 code for a protein of 159 amino acids. The record is from RefSeq and is a predicted model, not a curated record. Gene Ontology annotation, molecular function: box C/D methylation guide snoRNP complex binding. The transcript has 4 exons. Gene Ontology annotation, biological process: box C/D snoRNP assembly.